Messenger RNA from Crotalus tigris (Tiger rattlesnake), 2740 nucleotides. It is a transcript of the gene BEST4, whose product is annotated as bestrophin 4. The transcript is spliced from 10 exons. Gene Ontology annotation, molecular function: chloride channel activity. The record is from RefSeq and is a predicted model, not a curated record. Lineage: Eukaryota; Metazoa; Chordata; Lepidosauria; Squamata; Viperidae. Bases 806 to 2293 code for a protein of 495 amino acids.
GUGCCCACAGAGAGGGCUCUGAGUGCCAUCUGUGGCACGCGUGCCAUAGGUUCGCCAUCACGGUUAUAUGCAAAUCCUGUGAAAUGUGCAAUGACCUUUAAUUUACUUGCAGGCAGCAACUUUUUACAGUAUGCCUUAUGGAUUUUACAGUUAUGGAGCAGAUUAUUAGCAGUGUGAGAAUGAGGUGCCCAACUGCCUAGGAUUUAUACAAUUAUCCACGGACAUUUCCUUGCUUUGACACUAUAGCCCAUAAUUCCGAUCUGCCAUCUGAACUACAAGGAAACAGGAAAGAAAUAAUGAAACACCUUAAGAAUACUAAUUCUGCAAGAACAUAAGUAAAAUCCUACAGUAGCCUAUUCCACUCUAAAUUGGGAUAGCUGAGGGAAUGGGGGAUAAGCUUGAAAGUGGGAACAGGAAUAGUGGAAGGAAAACCAUAUGCACCCAUUGCCUGGUAGGCUUUUCAGAAAAAAUAUAUAUAAAUCAAUAUCCUGGCUUAAUCUGAGUCAAAACUCAGCUUUCUGUCUUGUUUUUUCUAGUCUUCUGAGUUGUUUAAAGUUGCAUUUUCAUGAAAGCUUUACAAAAGUAAGUUUAAUCACGCUUAUCCCGUGUGAAGUUGUAUAGUUCCUUAUUCUUGGAGUACUGAUAGCCUCCAAUCUAUCAUUCUAAGCAUUUUAAUUUAUUGACUACGCGGAAGAUAUAUAAAGGAAGUUGGUAAUAGAUGUUCUGAUCUCUUCAAAUUAGAGGGAAAAUUACAGUCCAAGUCCUAUGGCUGUUUGUGUCUGCACGGGAGGUAGACAGAGCAGCCAUGACUGUCUCAUAUACCUUGAAAGUGGCCAAUGCUCGCUUUGGGGGCUUCUCUAAACUGCUCUUCCGCUGGAAAGGGAGCAUCUACAAGCUGCUGUACAAGGAGUUUCUGGGCUUCAUUGUUCUGUAUGCAGGACUGAGCGCCAUUUACCGAUACCUUCUCAAUGAAGAUCAAAAACGCCUCUUUGAAAAGGUGGCUAAAUAUUGCAAUCGCUCCACUGACCUCAUCCCUCUGUCUUUUGUCCUAGGUUUUUACGUCACACUGAUUGUGAACCGUUGGUGGGCCCAAUAUACCAGCAUUCCCCUGCCAGAUCAGCUGAUGUGUGUCAUUUCCAGCAACGUUCAUGGGAGAGAUGAGAAAGGUCGCAUUUUGCGGCGCACACUCAUUCGUUACGCCAACCUGUCUUCUGUCCUAAUCCUGCGUUCAGUCAGCACCAGAGUGCUUAAGAGAUUCCCUACAAUGGACCACAUCGUGGAAGCUGGUUUUAUGACACAGGAUGAACGCAAGAAAUAUGAGAGUCUCCAUUCAGACUUCAACAAGUAUUGGAUCCCCUGUGUAUGGUUCACCAAUCUAGCUGCUCAGGCACGACGAGAAGGGAGGAUCCGCGAUGAUGUGGCACUCAGAUUGCUCAUGGAUGAGCUGAAUCUCUACCGUGCCAAAUGCAGCAUGCUUUUUCACUUUGACUGGAUCAGUAUCCCCCUAGUGUACACACAGGUGGUCACUAUAGCUGUCUAUUCUUUCUUUGCAUUUUGUGUGGUUGGUCGUCAGUUUCUGGAUCCAGCUCAUGGUGAAGAACUAGACAUGUAUGUUCCCUUGCCCACACUCCUACAGUUUUUCUUUUAUGCUGGGUGGCUGAAGGUGGCUGAACAAAUAAUUAACCCUUUUGGAGAGGAUGAUGAUGAUUUUGAAACUAAUAAAUUGAUAGACAGAAACUUUCAGGUAUCAUUGCUUUCAGUGGAUGACAUGUACCAGAACUUGCCUCCAACCGGGAAGGACAAAUACUGGAAUGAAUCUACAGCUCAACUACCCUACACAAUGGCCACAAUGGCAGAGACCUUGAAACCUUCCUUCAUGGGCUCCACCUUUGAUAUGCGGAUGAGUGAUGACCCAGAGCAGAACCAGCAGGUCGAUGCAUCACCCAGUAUGAACCGCAUACAGACCCCCUUGCUCAGCCGCUUUUAUGCUGCUGCUGCCUCUCCAGCAAUUAGCCUCAAAAAUUUUGGGAAGGGCAACCGGAUUUCCCACCCUCAGUUACUGCGCUUGAGAUCCGAGGGUAUCUUUCCUUCUGCCAGUCCCAAUUUCAAUCGCAGAGAAGAUCCAGAUGCUGUUGGCCGUAUCGACGAGGAAGAAACAGAGGAUGAGGAAACCAGAAUUAACGAGACCUGUGCUCCUCUCAGUGCAGAAAUAGAGAGAAAAGAUAUACCCAUUGUUACUGUGAUAGGAUCCCUAGAUGACAGCAUCAGCAGUACUGAGCAGCCCUCUAGCUAAGGUCAACAGAUAACCAAGAUUUCUAGCUGCAAUUGUUUGUUGAUCAACUGUGGAGAGUGUUUCAAAAGUUGUAUUUUUACAAAUUACAGAUCCUUCCCAUUUUAACCAGCAUACGGACAAGUGAGAUAAAUUUCUGAACUCCUAGGAAAGUAAAAAAAAUAAAAUAAAAUUUACCAGGACAUAAAAGUGGGUUCCUAUGUUCGCCUUCCAAGAGUCACCUCCUUUAUGGUAAACACAUUGCCAUUUCUCUGGCCAUAGGCCCCUUUUCACUCAAAAUUAACCUAGCAUGUUGCUCAGAACCUAACCUUUGUGCCUUCUGUAUUUAGCCUUCUGAGUUCUUCGUGUCAGAUGUAUUUACAGAGAUACCAGUUAUGUAUUUUCUUUAAUACAUUUAAUGCCAUAACCAAAUUUUGUUUAUCUUAUGAUUAAUAAAAUAAUCUUUUAAAA